AUGUCAACAAUCCUUUUUCUAUUAAAUACCUCCUUUCUACUUGGCUUAUUAGGCCUAUCAUUUCAUCGCACUCAUCUUAUAUCCAUUCUUAUCUGCAUUGAAGCAAUAAUACUAACGCCAUACUUAAUAAUGACGACACUUAUAUCUUCUACGAAUACUCCAACUACUGCCAUACUACCCAUCCUACUUUUAGCUCUAUCAGCCUGUGAAGCCAGCACAGGACUCGCUCUUUUAGUUGCUACAACUCGAACACAUGGAACAGACCACAUGAAAACUCUCAAUCUCCUAAAAUGUUAA
Molecule: messenger RNA, 297 nt
Organism: Lacerta agilis (Sand lizard)
Lineage: Eukaryota; Metazoa; Chordata; Lepidosauria; Squamata; Lacertidae
Source: the annotation of a RefSeq genome assembly